This is a messenger RNA of Carassius carassius (crucian carp), 821 nucleotides long. Its product is annotated as RING finger protein 207-like. The record is from RefSeq and is a predicted model, not a curated record. Gene Ontology annotation, cellular component: perinuclear region of cytoplasm. Gene Ontology annotation, biological process: regulation of heart looping; regulation of cardiac muscle contraction. Lineage: Eukaryota; Metazoa; Chordata; Actinopteri; Cypriniformes; Cyprinidae. Bases 1 to 255 code for a protein of 84 amino acids. The transcript is spliced from 4 exons. Gene Ontology annotation, molecular function: transmembrane transporter binding; Hsp70 protein binding.
AUGUGGGAUGUGACCUUUCAAAGAGUGACCAAUGAGCAAGAGAUCUAUGAAGCACAGCUCCGUGACCUUCUGCAGCUGAAGCAAGAAAACUCUUACUUGACAACCAUUGCACGACAAAUUGGACCCUACAUCUUAUCCAUAUCCAAAGUAAAAGAGCGUCUGGAACCCAGAUUUCAAAAGCCUGAGAAUGACUGCAUGGACACUGUAGUGGAGAUAUGUGAGGACAGUAAAAUGACUACUGAACAAAUCAGCUGAAAUGAGAAGAGUUGCUUGGCAGGCUAUGAUCGAGACUCUGACACAGACAACUCUCUUAUUCUGCCGCCUCGUGAGAUGCUACUAAAGAGCAGUGACUUCUGCUGGCAAAGAAAGCAGAUAAAUGUUUGAAAGGCCUCUUGCGGCCAAGAGCUGCCUUUAUAGAGCUUGUCUGGAUGAUAGUGAACACUGACCGCAAACGUGGCAUGAGCUUUCAAGCAUGUGCUGGAUGUCAACACAUGAACAUUGGAUAAUUAAGAAGGACAUGAAUGGAAUAUUAAUAGCAUUUUAAGCAUGUCAAAUCAAAUAGAACUUAGAUAUAAACCAACUGGAUAGGAUGGCACAUAAAAGACUGGUGAAUUGUGAUUUUUAUUUAUUUUUUAUUUUUUGGGGUACUGUGCAUGUAGCAGAGUUGUUAUCGUUUACUAAAUAGUAAACUAUAAUCAAAACUUAUUCAUUGUUUUCAGUAUUUCAAAUAAAGAUGAAAUAGAAUAUAAAUAUUAGAUGUAAAAUGUAAGGGGAAAAAAAAUUAAACAAACUUAAAACGUACAAGAAGAUUUGUAAUAUAU